Molecule: messenger RNA, 1487 nt
Organism: Chara braunii
Lineage: Eukaryota; Viridiplantae; Streptophyta; Charophyceae; Charales; Characeae
Source: the annotation of a GenBank genome assembly
CAUCCAGGAAGAGACAGGGGGGGUUGAUAGACGAGGGCGAUAGGUCUCAAAAGCGAAAAGGGGCCGUCAAGAUGCCGCAUUAGGCAGUUUAGCGCAAAUGGCAUUGGAUGGGCGGGGAAGACCGAGCCGGAGCGAUGACGAUGAUGUGUUCACGACGGAGGACACUCCAGAAGGGGCACAUAUUGUCGCGGAUCAGGGUGGGCGUCGCCGGGGGAGCAUAAGGAUUAACUCACCGCUGCCCCCCGCGUCCAAUGUUCGUGCACAGGGUGAUGGAUCAGCGGCGCAGGCACGAACACGCGAGGAACGAGUCAUCAAUUUAGAGCACAAUAAAGACGCGCAAAUGGAGGAAGCGCCAGCUAGUGCCGUUGUCCAACGUUGGAGAUCCACGCAGUCGAGGACACGCACUUCGCAGCCAGCCAGGGGAACGACGCCACGACAAUCGGCCACAUCGACGAUGCCACAUCAGCAACCCGCAACCGAGGGUGGUGGAUCAGGCUCUGCGGCCGUGGUUGGUGCGGCGCUGCAAGCGGUGCAGCCACACCCGGGUGAGGCGAACGUCGCGGCGGUAGCAGGCAACGAAACACCCUCGGCGGCGGACAAGCGCGGCCGAUCCGCGGACGCGGCCGAGUUGUACAAUAUCAUCCACGAGACACGUGAAUACUUCGUCAAUAUCGCGAGCGGCCUUCCUCUCCCGAAGCUCCCCAGAAGCGUCACCAUGCCGAAAUCCAACGUGUCACAGAUCAAGCUCACGGAUCCAGGGCAGCUGCAGGAAGCAUUGAGCCGCGUAUCGAAAGUUAAGAAUGUGGCGUUGCGUGUAUUGCACGGAUGGGUCUUCAAAUCGAGGUCUAGAGCUAGAGGUUACACUGUCGCCUUCCAAUACACCCUACAGUCUAUCGCGAUAGACAUCACCCGCGCGAUGUGGCAUGGUGAGGACUCGAGCGACGUCAUCAGCCCCGCCAUAUGCACGCACACGUUGGACAUGCGGAUGGACCUGCCACUCUGGUUUGCAGGGGCACACGUCGAAGACAGACUGGAAGACGACGACAUGGCGGCGUACCAGGAGGCUACUAUCAUGCGACUGGUCGGGGCUUCCAGCACACCGGUUGAGACAGGGCAGACCAUCGACGGAGGAUGCAUCACACACGAUCGUCUCCCACAUGUAGCCGACAGCUUCACGCUGCUGCUCGCCGCGUGUGAUAUUCCGCGUGGAUAUUCGGCGUGGAUAUGCGAAUGGAUAUGCGAAUGGCGGGAGACUAUCUGCGAUCGCACCUCGAGGCAUUCUACUUCGCGAACAUUCUUGCCAAGCCCCUGCUCGUUGCCUCCAUGCAUCGGGUAUUCGGCGGCACAGCAUCUCUUCAGUAAACGCGGUGACGGAGCGGCUGGGCAAGGUGAACAUAACCUUGGGGCACUUCCCCAACUACAUUCCCGAGCGGGCAUCUUGCGGCGCCGUCUUCAACCAUGACACCAACAUAUCAGGUCCCAACGAU